This is a messenger RNA of Enterospora canceri, 441 nucleotides long. Lineage: Eukaryota; Fungi; Microsporidia; Enterocytozoonidae. The record is from the annotation of a GenBank genome assembly.
AUGAGACAGGGAAACACAAAAGCAAAGGGGCAGAAGAGGGCCCAGGACGAGGAGUCGGCCAGAAUCCACCUGUUCAUGGCAGCAGUGGACGAGAAGAUCCAUUCGCCCCAGUUUGUGGAGGAGAUCCACGCCAAGUUCAUAGCAGCUCGGAAUACGACAGGUGGGUGCAACGAGAGCGAGUCUCUUUCGACUCACAGGAGUCUCUGCAUACGGAAACUCCACAAAUACAUCGACUACUUCCUGUCAGCUGGACCAUUCACUGAGAGCGAGCAUGCGCUAUUCACCCGAACAGUUGAGCUGAUGAACGGCUACUACCACGAGAUGAUCAACAGCAGAAGGAGUGACAUCGUCUAUCCAGCUAGGAAUACGCCUGUCUACAGCCUGUUCUUCAACAGGGGAAUGAAAAUCAAGAACAUUCUUCUGACCAGGAGGCAGAAGUAG